ACCUGGUGGGGUUCGUUUAGGUAAAGUGCACAGAACUGUGCCCCCCACCCCCAUCCCUGGCGUUCCUCUCUCUCACACCAGUUCCCACCCAGCCUCCAGCACCGGUUUAUGGCUCCACCAGCUUCUGCUCCAGGAAAUUGAAAAUGGCCCUUCAGCUAUGCUAAGUCUAUAAUGGGAAGUGUCACAGUUCGAUAUUUCUGUUAUGGAUGCCUUUUUACAUCUGCAACCUGGACGGUUUUGCUUUUUGUUUAUUUCAACUUCAGUGAAGUGACUCAGCCACUUAGGAAUGUGCCCAUCAAGGGGUCUGGGCCCCAUGGACCAUUCCCCAAAAAAUUCUAUCCCCGUUUCACUCGAGGCCCAAGUCGAGUAUUAGAAUCACAGUUCAAAGUAAACAAAAUUGAUGAUGUGAUAGAUAAUAAUCAUAUUGAAGAUUCAGAAAAAGGCAAUGUGAAAUUGUCUUCUGAAUUGGGUAUGAUUUUCAAUGAACAUGAUCAAGAGUUGCGAGACUUGGGCUAUCAGAAACAUGCCUUCAAUAUGCUUAUUAGUAACCGCUUGGGCUACCACAGAGAUGUGCCCGAUACAAGGAAUGCAGCAUGUAAAGACAAGUCUUACCCGACAGAUCUGCCAGUUGCUAGUGUUGUUAUCUGUUUCUACAACGAAGCCUUGUCUGCCUUGCUCCGGACCGUACACAGUGUCCUAGACCGCACGCCAGCCCGGCUUCUUCAUGAAAUCAUCCUUGUGGACGAUGAUAGUGACUUCGAUGAUUUGAAAGGAGAACUAGAUGAAUAUGUCCAAAAAUACCUCCCUGGAAAAAUUAAAGUAAUAAGAAAUACAAAGCGUGAGGGAUUGAUUCGAGGAAGAAUGAUCGGAGCAGCUCAUGCAACAGGAGAAGCCCUGGUGUUCCUGGACAGCCACUGUGAAGUGAACGUGAUGUGGCUGCAGCCCUUGCUGGCUGUCAUCCAGGAGGACCGGCAGACGGUAGUGUGCCCGGUGAUCGACAUCAUCAGUGCUGACACGCUUGCCUACAGCUCGUCCCCUGUGGUGCGGGGAGGAUUCAACUGGGGGCUACACUUCAAAUGGGAUCUUGUUCCCCUUUCUGAACUCGGAGGACCAGAAGGAGCUACUGCACCAAUCAAGUCACCUACAAUGGCUGGAGGAUUGUUUGCUAUGAACAGACACUAUUUCAGUGAACUUGGGCAGUAUGACAGUGGCAUGGAUAUCUGGGGAGGAGAAAAUUUAGAAAUAUCAUUUCGGAUUUGGAUGUGUGGAGGUAAACUCUUCAUCAUCCCUUGCUCUAGAGUUGGACAUAUUUUCCGAAAAAGGCGACCAUAUGGUUCUCCUGAAGGCCAAGACACCAUGACACACAACUCCUUGAGGCUGGCAUAUGUCUGGCUGGAUGAAUACAAGGAGCAGUAUUUUUCCUUAAGACCUGAUCUGAGGACCAAAAGCUAUGGAAAUAUCAGUGAGCGUGUUGAAUUGAGGAAAAAGUUGGGUUGUAAAUCAUUUAAAUGGUAUUUGGAUAAUAUUUACCCAGAGAUGCAGAUUUCUGGGCCCAAUGCCAAACCCCAGCAGCCUAUUUUUAUCAAUAGAGGGCCAAAACGUCCCAAAGUCCUUCAACGUGGAAGGCUCUAUCACCUCCAGACCAACAAGUGUCUGGUGGCCCAGAGCCGCCCAAGUCAGAAGGGAGGCCUAGUAGUGCUUAAGGCGUGUGACUAUGGUGACCCAAAUCAGAUCUGGAUUUAUAAUGAAGAGCAUGAAUUGGUUUUAAAUAAUCUCCUUUGCCUGGAUAUGUCAGAAACUCGCUCAUCAGACCCACCACGUCUCAUGAAGUGCCAUGGGUCCGGAGGAUCCCAGCAGUGGACCUUUGGGAAGAAUAAUCGGCUAUACCAGGUGUCAGUUGGACAGUGCCUGAGAGCGGUUGAUCCACUGAGUCACAAAGGCUAUGUUGCUAUGGCAAUCUGUGAUGGCUCUUCCUCACAACAAUGGCAUUUGGAAGGUUAAAGUGGACACCAUGGCUGGAAUGGUGACUCAUCAUGCUUGUCCUCCUGUGGAGAUGCCUGGGAAGAUUAGCAGAGGUGAGAUAUCAGACAGCUCAAGAUUGGAGCACCGAGUAACCAUUAGGAGGUGAAGAAGUAUGUUUCACCAAGGGAUUAAGGUCAUUUCUGAGCUGCUGUUAAGGAAUUUCUUGCUUAUGGUAGGAAACCAGAAUUCAAUUUUAACUCUUUAUAUAGAGUCAGCUUUGUACAGAAGGAUGAAACCCAGGAAAUUGAAAUGUCUAAUAAUGUCAAAUUUAUUUAUGCAUCUUUUUAAUCUCCUUUAAUAAUGGAAUGGCAUUUAUCUGAUCAGGAACUUGUCAUGAUUUCCUUUCUUAGAAGACUAUGUAGGAGACAGUUAAUUUUUUUUUACUUCUAUUAUCAUGUUCUAAAUAGAUAAUUUUAAACAAACUGGUUGAAUCCACGUUACUUUUAACUUCAGAAGGCAUCAUUUAUAAGAUUAUAUUUAAGAGGCAGUUAACUAUUAUAAAUUAUUUUGAUGAAUUAUGGUACUAUCUACAUUUAAAAUAAAAGAUCCUUUUGAUUGUUUACCUAG
Molecule: messenger RNA, 2589 nt
Organism: Diceros bicornis minor
Lineage: Eukaryota; Metazoa; Chordata; Mammalia; Perissodactyla; Rhinocerotidae
Gene: GALNT11
Product: polypeptide N-acetylgalactosaminyltransferase 11
Exons: 12
Coding region: 172-2001 (609 amino acids)
Biological process (GO): regulation of Notch signaling pathway
Cellular component (GO): Golgi apparatus
Molecular function (GO): Notch binding
Source: RefSeq, a predicted model, not a curated record